AGGAUAGGUAGGCUUCCCACCCCACGAGUCAAAUAAUCACAACGUGGACGCGCGUUGAAAUAGUGCAUGGAAAAGACAGCGAAAGGGGAACAUCCAGCGACAACUGGGUCGGUAUUGGUAUGGACAUCGACACCUCAACCUUCGUUGCCUACACAUUGUCUCUUUUACCUCCACGCACUACUACUUCCCUCUUUCCUCUCUAACUAUUAAAUACCAAGACACCCACAUUGCUUAAAUACCACAACUCUCUCCUUUUUUCUCUCUCACACUCAAUUUCGCGAACACCUUGUCUGCAUAUUCUCCCCGAACUUUCUUCUCUCUUUUUUUUUUCCUGCAUACUCUCUUCCUGUUGGAUUGCGCAAUGGAGCUUCAAUUGGGUCUUGCUCUUCCGGGAAAUCCCACUAAUAUGCUUGAAUUGGAUCCAUCUUUCUCCAGUAAUCGUAUUGUUAGUGAUUCUAACUACAGGAAACGCACUUUUGAUGGUGCUUUUCAUAAGGAAAUGCCUCGAACUCUGCAGCUUCUGGACUGGAAUGACAGCUCGAAUAAGGAUGACGAUGAUGAUGCUCCCAAAGACACCGAGGAGACCUCUUGUGUAACCAACAACAAUGAUGAUGGAGAUGGAGGAAGCCUAGUGGGGUGGCCACCCAUCAAGUGUUGGAAGAAGAAAAAGCUUACCCGCAACAAUCAUGGCAUAGAAGUUGAGGAGAUUAAUCCAAUAACACAGGAGACCAAUGGCAGUGACAGUUUCAAUGGUAGAUUACACUCGAACUCUAUGUACGUGAAGGUGAAGCUGGAGGGAGUGGGCAUAGCUAGAAAAAUUGAUCUAAGCCUUCACCGUUCUUAUCAAACACUUACAGACGCUCUGCUUAGCAUGUUUGAUAUAUUGUUUGGAAUUGCAGGUGAUGAGAAUUCAAGAAAUUAUAUGCUUGCUUAUCAGGACAAGGAAGGUGACUGGUUGCUUGUUGAUGAUGAACAUGUUCCUUGGAGGACUUUUGUUGGGUCAGUGCAACGUCUCAAAUUGGUGAGGAGAGAAUAGACAAUAUUAUGUGGGGUUUCUGUUAUAUGCUUUCAUGAUCAACUUAAGAUGAUUAUAAUUAAAUAUGUAGUUCGAUCGUGUCUCAUGACCGGAGCUAAUUAAUUAAGUUAACUAGUGUAUGAUCAGAUUUGGUUACGUUUUUCUAUAUAUGGUGGCUUGUUUAUGUUCAUUGUUGUA
This is a messenger RNA of Tripterygium wilfordii, 1213 nucleotides long. RefSeq names its product auxin-responsive protein IAA29-like. Gene Ontology annotation, molecular function: protein binding. Gene Ontology annotation, cellular component: nucleus. The coding region runs from base 362 to 1036 and encodes 224 amino acids. The transcript is spliced from 4 exons. The record is from RefSeq and is a predicted model, not a curated record. NCBI's taxonomy places the organism in Eukaryota, Viridiplantae, Streptophyta, Magnoliopsida, Celastrales, Celastraceae. Gene Ontology annotation, biological process: regulation of DNA-templated transcription.